CUCACUGUACAAGACCUCUCCCCUUCAGUCUACUGCAGGGUGGGAGAUGCAACAAUGGCCUUGAGAACAGCAGGAAGUGUGUUGGUGGUCUUUCUCUGGUCUGUAGCAGUGGUACUGAGUCAGAAUGUCUGGAGUGUUACAUACACCACUCAGAGUAUCUGUACCUUGAAGGGGUCAACAGUGGAGAUGUCCUGCUCUUACACAUAUCCCAGUGGUACAGUCACAUCAACCUUGUGGUUCACUAACAUUUAUGAUGUGGAGAAUUAUGUGAGUCUGUUAGAUGACCCAGACUACAAAGGUCGUGUGACGUACCGUAGUGAUAAGACGAAUGGCCACACCCUGACAAUCACACACCUGAGAGAGAGUGACUCAGCUACGUACAUGUUCAGAUUUAUAACAGAUCAGACCGGAGGGAAAUAUGUUGGUAGCCCUGGAGUCACUUUGUCUGUUACAGACCUGCAGGUGAAGGUGACCACUACAUGGUGGUCAACGACACUGACCUGUAGCACCACCUGUACUCUGACUGGUAACCCCACCUACACCUGGUACAGGAACAGUAAGAUUGUACAAGAGAACUCCUCCCCCUCAUACACAGUCGACUUAAAAACUGAAGACAGCUUCUACUGUGCUGUAAAAGGCAUCAAUUCUCCUGCAGUGUGUGAACAGGGACAGACAUGCAACACUGUGAAAUACACCACUCAGAGUAUCUGUGCCUUGAAGGGGUCAACAGUGAAGCUGUCCUGCUCUUACACAUAUCCCAGAGAUCAUAAAGUCACAUCAACCUUCUGGUUCACUAAAAAAUAUGCUACUGGGAAUUAUGUGAGUCUGAGUGAUGACCCAGACUACAAAGGUCGUGUGGAGUACAGCGGGGAUAAGAAGAAGGACUCCACCCUGAGAAUCACACACCUGAGAGAGAGUGACUCAGCUGAGUACAAGUUUAGAUUCAUAACAGACCGAAACGUAGGGAGAUAUACUGGCAGCCCUGGAGUCACUCUGUCUGUUACAGCUCUGCAGGUGAAGGUGACUUAUACAACUUGGGCGUCACUGACCUGUAGCACCACCUGUACUCUGACUGGUAACCCCACCUACAUCUGGUAUAAGAACGGACACAAAGUACAGGAGGACACUUCCAGCUCGUAUACAUACUACUUUAAUGAUGCAGACAGUUACUCCUGUGCUGUAAAAGACAAUCUCAGCUCUCCUGCAGUGUAUAAACCAAAGAGCACCUCAGUGUCAGUCAGUCCCUCUGGUGAAAUAGUGGAGGGCAGUUCAGUGACUCUGACCUGCAGCAGUGAUGCCAACCCACCUGUGGACAAAUACACCUGGUACAAGAAGAAUGGAGGAGGUGGCUAUCAGAGUAUCUCCAAUCAGAACACAGAACCAUAUGUCUUCAAUCAAAUCCAGUCAUCUGACAGUGGAGAGUACUACUGUGAGGCCCAGAAUGAGAUGGGGACAGACACGUCUAGGACCAUAAACAUGAAUGUGAAGUACGGCCCAAAGAGCACCUCAGUGUCAGUCAGUCCCUCUGGUGAAAUAGUGGAGGGCAGUUCAGUGACUCUGACCUGCAGCAGUGAUGCCAACCCACCUGUGCACAAAUACACCUGGUACAAGAAGAAUGGAGCUUCAAUGACAGGAUCUGAAAAGACAUACAAUUUCACAACCAUCAGCUCUGAGGACAGUGGAGAAUAUUACUGUGAGGCUGAGAAUAAACAUGGACGUCUCAACUCUUCUUCUGUGUCUGUGGAAGUGCAGUAUGGUCCAAAGAACACCUCAGUAUCAGUCAGUUCCUCUGGUGAAAUAGUGGAGGGCAGUUCAGUGACUCUGACCUGCAGCAGUGAUGCCAACCCACCUGUGGACAAAUACACCUGGUACUUUCAAAAUAAGACUUUUCUAAAUGGAUUUGGACAGAUGUACAACAUAAGUAAGUUCAAGUCUAAGGACAAUGGACAUUACCACUGUGAGGCCCGGAAUGGAAGAGGAUCUAGGAACUCUACAGCUCUGAUGAUCAUUUUACCAGGGAAACAAUCAUCAGUUGUGACUGCAGCUGUAGGAAUCAUAGUGGUUGUUCUGGUUCUCAUCCUCUGUCUCUUUGGACUCAUGUGGUUCAGGAAGAAGGCCUCCAAAUCCACCUCUGACACAAGAGAGACAUCAGAGAAUGUACAGGGAGACUCUAGUCCAGUGUAUGAAAACGUCUCAAGCGUGGCCUUCACCCCUACUGCAGCACAGACAGCAGCCACCGUCGACCAGGACGACGUCCACUACGCCAGUGUCCACUUCUCUCGCUCCAAAAUCCAGGAAGUGCCUCUGUACUCCACCGUUCAGCUGCAUCAACCACAGAAACAAGAAGAGGAUGUCCAGUACGAUGCUGUGAAAUUCAACCGCCCCAGUAAUGCCAACCGACCCACGGCAGCACAAGCAGCUGAGGAGGACUCUUCUGAGAUCUAUAGUAGAGUCAACAAACCCAGAAGACCUGAACACAACAAACCCAGACAGUAUGGUGAGGCAGAGAGGGCCACGCAGCAGGUGUUGAAGCUGGAUCAGGAGUGUGAGGUGGCCUCCACUGAGCUCUUCAACUGCGAAGUCCUGCAGCUCAUGGUGAGGGAAGACAGGGGUCAGGCUCUAGUCUUUUCUCCAGGGGUGGACCUUUCCUCCCCUCUGGACUCCAGUGGUUGA
Molecule: messenger RNA, 2673 nt
Organism: Salvelinus fontinalis (brook trout)
Lineage: Eukaryota; Metazoa; Chordata; Actinopteri; Salmoniformes; Salmonidae
Product: vascular cell adhesion protein 1-like
Exons: 17
Coding region: 55-2673 (872 amino acids)
Source: RefSeq, a predicted model, not a curated record